Candida albicans SC5314 is the source of this 2283-nucleotide messenger RNA. RefSeq names its product Gyp8p (gene GYP8). NCBI's taxonomy places the organism in Eukaryota, Fungi, Ascomycota, Pichiomycetes, Serinales, Debaryomycetaceae. The coding region runs from base 1 to 2283 and encodes 760 amino acids. Gene Ontology annotation, cellular component: endoplasmic reticulum membrane. The transcript has a single exon. Gene Ontology annotation, molecular function: GTPase activator activity. Gene Ontology annotation, biological process: endoplasmic reticulum to Golgi vesicle-mediated transport; positive regulation of GTPase activity. The record is from RefSeq and is a predicted model, not a curated record.
AUGUCAGUCGUUACUUCAGAGAUAUCCUAUCAACCUUCUUCAUCAAUGGAUAUAGAUUUCUUAGGAGAAUCAUUAUAUCGAAGCAAUGAAGAUAAUUUGCCCCUAAAUGAUCAUAUCAAAAAUUUAAAAGUUAAAACAAUUUAUAAUACCAUUACCAAGACAAAGACAAAGACAAAUGAUAAACGACAAGUACUAAAAUUGUUAAGUGAUUUAGCUCGAUCUACUGAUGGACUUAUUAAUAAUGAAUUAAGAUGCAAAAUAUGGCCAAUCUUAUUAGGUAUAGAAGAUGAUAACAACAACAACAACAACAUCGGUUCGACGGAUGUUGCAUCCCAAAGUGACAAGGUCCCUACGACUUCAAUACUUUCAAAUAACAAAUAUUCUACUGAUUUAUUUUUACAAGAUUUACAAUGUGUUGAAUUACCACCUCAUAAAGAUGAAGAUCAAGUGAAAUUAGAUAUUCAAAGAUCAAUAACAAUUUUAAAUCAUAUUCAAUCAUUACUGUAUUCAGGUUCAUCUUCUUAUACAACAAUUUUAACAACAAAUGAAAUUGAUCAUUUAAAGGGGAAAUUAUCAAAUUUAAUAAUAAAAUUAUUACGGAAAUAUCCUAGUUUAAAUUAUUAUCAAGGAUUCCAUGAUAUUGCCAGUAUUAUUUUAUUAGUAUGUUAUAUUCCUAAUGAUAAACUGGAUGAUUAUAAUAUCAAUGGUACGAGUUAUAUCAGCAAUAACAACAACAACAACAACAACAACAGUAGUAGUAGUAAUACAAUCAACGGAUCCAAUAAUACAUAUGAAGACUCCAAUGAUUAUCAAAUUGAUGAAGAAUUGGCAUUUAAAAUGUUGGAAAAUUUAGCAAUUUAUCAUUUACGAGAUUAUUUAAUUAGUGAUAUUAAUUUAUCGAUCAACCAUUUACGAUUAAUCCCCACAAUUUUAGAAAUUGUUGAUAAUCAAUUAUUUCAAUUAAUCAAACAAACUUCAAAUUCAUUUAUUCAAUCACAAGGAUUAAAUUAUGAUUAUAAAUUUUAUCAAGCAUUAUCAUCAAUUUUAACGAUAUAUUCACAUGAUUUAACUAAUUUAUCACAAAUAUUAACAUUAUGGGAUUUCAGUAUAAGUUAUAAUUCAGUGUUAAUCAAUAUGUAUAUUUAUGUGGCCAGUCUAAUAACUUUUAAAUCCAAAAUUUGGCAAACAUUGAAUAUACUGAAUACUGAGGAUGUUGAUUUUAGUGGUAUUGAUCCCGAUAUAGUUCAUAGCACUAUAUCAUCAAGUAAUUUAUUUGAUGGAUUAACUGAUUCUCAAUUAGUCACUAUACUAAAUAAAUCAAAAGAAUUACUUGAAAUGUUCCCCAUAGAUGAAUUGACUAAUAAUGAAACUACUUGGAAUAAAUGGUUUAAACAAUAUAAUGUUGAUUCAGUAUUGUGUAAUACAUCGAAAUUAGUUGAGGAAGAUGAAGAUUUGAGAUUACAUAAAUUCAAUCAAUAUAGAUAUUUAACAUCACAAAAGCAAGAAACAGAAACAGAAACAGAAACAGAAACAGAAGAUGUUAAUGAAUUACUGAUUCUAAUAGCGAGACAAGAUGAACAAAUAUCAAGACAAAUAAAUGAUGAACUGAUAGAAGAAGAAAGAAUUUUUCAACAACUACUAGCGAAACAAGAAGAAGAGGAAGAAUUAUCACAAUCAAUACAAUCAAUACAAUAUGACGAUGAUGAUGAAGAAUUGCCUUCCUCCUCCUCCAGUGAAAAUCUGCUAUCAUCAUCAUUAACAUUAGCCAAUUCAAUUACAUCUUCAUCAAUUCAUAGAAUUAAAUCAACUUUAUUAUUCAGAAAAUUCUUCCAUAAUAAUGAAGUGAGUGGUACAACUGAAGAAGCUCAAGGGGUUAACCAUUCCACCACUACUAACACAGAUAAUAACGACAAUGAUGAGAAAGUUAUUAGAGAUAAGAAUUGGGUUUUAUCAUUAUUAUUAAAUAAUAAUAGUAAUAUUUAUAAAAUUAGUAUUACCAUUGGAUUCAUUGGUGUCAUUUUACAUUUUCUUCUCAUCAAAUCGAAUAACAAUAAUAAUAAUACUGGUAGUAAUUUUUUAACAACAAUGAUAAUUAAUCCAUUAAAACAAUUUUUACAAUAUGAACCAUUAUUUACAUUGAGUACAAUUGGUACAACAUUCAUUAAUGAUUUAGAAGAAAGUUUUAAUGGAUUAAUAGAAUCUUCCAGUAUUCCAAAUAUGGGGAAUUUUUUGGGAAAUAUUGGUAUUGGAAAUAUUAGAAAUACAAUUUAUGGAUUUAAUUGA